CUUGAAGAAAAUCUUGCUUGGUAUUUACCUGCCUUGCUGGGUGAUCAAGCAGUUUUGUAACUUCAGCCAUUGAUGACUGAAAACUGUGAAAAUGCUUUCAAAUGCUUUUCUUCUGCUGAGCUCGGUUUUGACUCUUUGUCUUGCAUCACCUACACCCCCGCCAGAUAUAGUUGAGGAAUGGAAGGACAUUCCAGAUAUAAACAAAGGUUUAAAUCUCAGAGAAGGAGACAUCAUGAUGCCUAAUAAAAGGAGCGCCAUUCUUGGGAAUCGGUGGGAUAUUCCUGUCCCCUAUGAGCUGCAUGUGAAUCUCAGUGUGAACUACAAAGGAGUCAUUCUGAGAGCACUUGAGCAGUUCAGACUGAAAACAUGUAUUGACUUUAAGCCCAGAGCAGCAGAAGAUAUUCCUUACAUCUCUGUGGAGAGUCGUGAAGGGUGUUGGUCAUAUAUCGGUCGUACAUUUCCUGGAGCUCAGACUCUUUCCAUUGGAGAUGGCUGUGGAUUUAAAGCCAUUGUUGAGCAUGAGUUUCUCCAUGCACUGGGAUUUUGGCAUGAGCAGUCAAGAUAUGACAGAGAUGAUUAUGUUACCAUCAACUUUACAAACAUCAUUACAGGAUAUGAGGGAAAUUUCGAAAAAUACAGUGAGAAUGUGACCACCACUGGAGGCACCCCAUAUGACUACUUUUCUGUGAUGCAUUAUGGUAAAAAUUACUUCAGCAACGGUAAUGGACCCACAAUCAUAACCAAGCGUCCUGAGUUCCAGGAUGUGAUUGGUCAACGCUUGGAAAUGAGUGAAUAUGAUGUGAUUGAAUUCAACAAACUCUAUAAAUGCAAUUCAUCCAUCUCUUUCCUUGAUCACUGUAGUUUUGAUGAUGAAUCUCUGUGUCAGAUGAGCGUCUGUUCUGCUGCUGAUUAUGGCUGGAAGAGAGUGACGUCAGUGAGUGGCAUUAAUGUGACUGACCACACAUACUUGGACAAAGAACAAAAUGAGACGUCUUUCUUCAUGCACUUCAGCACUGAGGGCAGAAGCGAGGGGGACACAGCCAGACUGGAGAGCAAGACAAUGACCCCUAAAAGAGACUGCAAAGUCCAGUGCCUGCAGUUCUACUACUAUCACAGUGGUCAUGAGUCUGACCAGCUCAACAUCUGGAUCCGAGAGUACCAGAAUGAAGAAGACAACAGAGGAACUCUCACACUUAUGGAUCAGAUCACAGGACCCCCUGGUAAUUACUGGAAGCUGCAUCAUGUGCCACUGAAUGCAAAUAAAACCUUCCAAGUUGUAUUUGAAGCCCGUAAAGGAGCUGGAAAUUCAAGUGGAGGAUUUUCGUUGGAUGAUAUCAAUAUUUCAGAGACUGAGUGUCCCCACACAUGGCAGAUAAGAGAUUUUAAGAAGAUUUUGGACAACACUGCCAUUAACAUUGACAGUCCAUUGUAUUACUCCAGUGAUGGUUAUCGCUUUCAGGCUGCUUUAAAGGUGCAUGAGAAUUACCUUUUAAUAUAUGUCCGUCUGGUAUCUGGUGCAUAUGACCACCAGUUGCAGUGGCCUUGUCCAUGGAGACAAAUAACCUUCCAGAUGCUUGACCAGAAUCCACACAUACAGAAGCGCAUGUCCUUUGAGCAAAGCAUCACCACUGACCCUGCUUUGGCUUCUUCCAAUGUCAGUUAUUACUGGGACAAUCCUCGAAAAGGUGGAAAUCAAGUCUUCAUCGGCAAUGAGUCUGUGUUUGUGGGUGAAUGGACCUAUUCAUAUUAUGUAAUAAGAGAUGAUCUCACUAGAAGAGAGUUUAUCAAGGGUGGUGACAUCAUAUUUCUCUUCAGCAUGCAAGAUAUCUCAGGGCUUUUUCAGAAUCACUCUCUACCCUGCCCUAAAGUGACAGUGAAGAACUUCAACAUUACGUCUAAUGCAAGUGCCCAACAGGAAUCAUGUGCUUCAAGAGCUCUUCCUAUACCUGAGACGACUUCUACAACAACUACUCCUGCUACAGGAACUACAACUACACCAGGACCCACUAAGGGUGAAUGUGUGGACAUAUUUUGCAAUUCUGGUGCCAAGACGGCUUCCUCUCUGAUCAUCUUGGUGGUUUGCUUUCUUUUGGUAUUGAGUUAAUCAUGAGAAAUCAUCACUUCAUCACUGCAUCUAUCUUCAGCUUUCUGGUACAUGAGUAUAAUCAUUAAAUGUGUAUUGUUAAUGUUAAUUAAAAUGUACAUCUUGGCAUCAAUCAUAGUGAUUCAAGUGUAUUCAAGUGUGUUUUAAUGUGAAUGCAAGAGUAAAAAAUGAUUAUAGGCCUGCAAAAGCAAGAUUUUGGUGGCAUCUAGUGGCACAUGAGGAGCUUCUGCUGUAAACAAAAGGACACAUACAAUUAUACAUUUAUUUUAGAUGUCUAAAAGAAGUGAGGAAAGUUUUCUGAUAACAUCCAUUAUAAUAACAAGCACCAUUUUUGAGCAGCUCAAAAAGAGCUUAUGUGGCUUAUGAUUUCUAUCAAGCUGUGAUUGGUUUAAAGUCACAACUGUGUUUCAAUUCACUCUUUCAACUUUUUCCCUCUUUUACACAAUUUGGUAUUAGAAUACAAAAUUUGUACAUCUCAGGAAGAAAUAAUAUACUGAUCUGUUGAUGAUGAUUGAAUGAUGAGUUGAUGGCCUUUUGUCGAUGGGAAUAAUGUCUACACAGUGUAUAUUUCACAUGUAUGCAACAGCAUUACCGAGGACUAUUUAACAGCUGCCAAACCCAGACCUAUUAUGAAUACCAGGAUGGUUGACAAAACUGUGUUGGGGUUAAUGGAGUGGGAAUGUCAACAUGAAUUACCAUAUCAUUGUAGUUGUAGUGUGUGUACUUCUCUGAAUAUUACAGCAUUUCUUUACAUUUAUGGUUAUAGGUAUUGUUAUAGUUGAAGUUCUUGGUGUGAAUGGGCUUUUAUAUUGCUGUUACACAAUAUUAAUAAAUACAACCAUGGAAAUGCUGUCUGGGCUUGUACUUGAAAUAAAACCAAUCAAAAACUA
Labeo rohita (rohu) is the source of this 2994-nucleotide messenger RNA. Its product is annotated as meprin A subunit beta. The record is from RefSeq and is a predicted model, not a curated record. Lineage: Eukaryota; Metazoa; Chordata; Actinopteri; Cypriniformes; Cyprinidae. Gene Ontology annotation, cellular component: membrane. The transcript is spliced from 16 exons. Gene Ontology annotation, biological process: proteolysis. Bases 92 to 2104 code for a protein of 670 amino acids. Gene Ontology annotation, molecular function: metalloendopeptidase activity; zinc ion binding; protein binding.